This is a messenger RNA of Paramecium sonneborni, 1245 nucleotides long. NCBI's taxonomy places the organism in Eukaryota, Ciliophora, Oligohymenophorea, Peniculida, Parameciidae. The record is from the annotation of a GenBank genome assembly.
AUGUAUUCUAAUUCGGAUCAAAAAACUAAACCAAAGAAUGUUCAUUAAAGAGGAAUGUUAUCAUAUGAUAAAAGACAAAUGAGUUUAAAAGAUGAGUUUGAAGCAAUUCUUGAUUAUUAAAAACGGAAAAUAUAAUUAUUAACUUAGUUUUAAUCAUAAUAGACAAUAGAUGGAUUGAUGGAUUAUGUGUUUGAAAUUUCUAGUCCUUUGCUUAAACAUUUAGAAUUUCCAAUGUAAAUUCCUUAUUCAAGGACAUUUUGUGGGUAAAAAAUUUUAUAGUCGAUUGAGUUUUGGACACUUUAUUAAAUAAUUUUCUAUCUUUUAAACUAAUAAAGUAAUUAUUAUUUUAAUCGUUUGGAAUAAAUAUUUAAAAUCAGAUUGCAUAAGUAUUUAACAAAAGAACAAAUUAUAAAUACUCAUUAAAUAAUAGAGCAAAUUGAAUAAGUUUAAGACUUUAGGUUAAAUUUUGAAAAAUUAUGUGAAAGCAAUAAAGAAACUGGGAAACCUUCUAAAGAUAAUAAUGAAAUUUCAUCAAGCUAAUUUAGUAAAAAAGUGAAUUUUAAAAGAUUGAAGAUUAUAAUUAACACAAAAGAUAAUUAAUGUAAUAAAUGGUUUUUAUGAAGCUAUCAAGAAGGAAGAAUUAGAAGAUUAAAACUGUUUUUAAGCCAAUUUUGAAAAAGUUAUAACAGAAUCAACUAAAAAUGAUUAAACAACUUACAAUGAUUUGAUAUAAAAUUAAAAUUAGAUAUAACAAGAAGUAUCAAUAAUUUAUGAUUUAGUUUAUAAAAGAUGAUUCUUAGAAAGCAAGUUUGACCCAAGAAAUAAAAGAAUUAGUAAGAGAAACUAUAAAUGAUUUGAUAAAUGAUGAUAAUAAUAAUAAUAUGAAUAAUAAUGAAUUAAAAGAAACUGAAAUAUAAAGAAAUGAAAAUUUCUAAGAAUAAAUAAAUUAAGUAAAUAAAAAAUUUUAUGAAGUUUAUUUCACUUGAAAACUUAUAUUUAUCUUCAAAUGUUGAAUUUGUAGUUUUGAUCCAUAAUAUAAAUAGGAACAACUCUAAUUCUCUAAUUCAAGUUUUGGAAGGUGAUUAUGAAGGUCAAUUUGCUUUAUAUUAAUUCAAAGAGACUUUAGAUGAAAAAAUUUAGAAAGAAGACUUUAAUUAUUAUCAAAACUAUCUUGAAUAUUUAAAAGUACGUCAGGAAAGACCUAUAGUUGUAAUGCACUAAAGUUAAUAAACUAAAGAAAAAUGA